GGGUGCGCCUGCGCGCCCCCGAGUGCGGUGAAAUUCCUGGCGGGGGGAGCGGGAGGUGUCGGCGUUGAGGGCUCGGAGCAGGAGGUGGAGGGCGGCUCGGAGCCACGGCCGCGCUGCCCUGCCCGGGACCCUGCGUGCUGUGGCGGCCGGCGCCGAGCCAGACCCCCGGCGGGAGCGGAGCGGACGGGCUGAGGGACGCUCGCCGCCACCUCUCGCAGCGCCAGGAGCCGCGCCGUCCCCGCCGCCGCUGGGACUCCCUCCCCGGGCAGAGCGGGGGAGAAUGACGGAGCUCCAGUCCGCCUUGCUACUGCGGAGACAACUAGCAGAGCUCAACAAAAAUCCAGUGGAAGGCUUUUCAGCGGGCUUAAUAGAUGACAAUGAUCUUUAUCGAUGGGAAGUCCUUAUUAUUGGUCCUCCAGAUACACUAUAUGAAGGUGGUGUUUUCAAGGCUCAUCUUACUUUUCCAAAAGACUACCCACUGAGGCCGCCAAAAAUGAAAUUCAUCACAGAAAUCUGGCAUCCGAAUGUUGACAAGAACGGUGAUGUCUGCAUUUCAAUUCUUCAUGAGCCUGGAGAAGACAAAUAUGGCUAUGAAAAACCUGAGGAACGCUGGCUUCCCAUUCACACAGUGGAAACUAUAAUGAUUAGUGUUAUUUCUAUGCUGGCAGAUCCCAAUGGUGAUUCUCCUGCUAAUGUUGAUGCAGCGAAAGAAUGGAGAGAAGACAGAAAUGGAGAAUUUAAAAGAAAAGUUGCCCGCUGUGUAAGAAAAAGCCAAGAAACUGCUUUUGAGUGACACUUAUUCAGCAGCUAGUAGCUUCACUUUUUUCAGGGUCUCCAAUUGAGAAACAUGGCACUGUUUUUUUCCUGCACUCUACCCACCUAUUGCUGGACUUCUGUUGUUACAAGUUGGCAAACACUGGCUGGAACUGGGCUGCAAUAAAACAUGCCAGUUAUCAAUGCUGACAAGAGCCUAACAAGUGCCAACACAAGAUGAUUACGCAUUUUGAAAUCUAAUGAACUGCUUUAACCUUCAGGAAGAAUUGUAAAGAUGUGUACAUAGCACAACAUGAUCCGGAUAAUAUAUAUACUGUUCAUGUACAUCCACAAAUACACAUUGUACCAAAUAAUGCUGUCUGUAGUUAGGGAUAGAAUUGUGUAAAUUCUAAAGAUUUUAGCAGGUUUUUUUCUCUCCCUAUUCAUUGUUUCCUGAGUUAAAAAA
Molecule: messenger RNA, 1219 nt
Organism: Ficedula albicollis (Collared flycatcher)
Lineage: Eukaryota; Metazoa; Chordata; Aves; Passeriformes; Muscicapidae
Gene: UBE2G1
Product: ubiquitin conjugating enzyme E2 G1
Exons: 6
Coding region: 281-793 (170 amino acids)
Biological process (GO): proteasome-mediated ubiquitin-dependent protein catabolic process; protein polyubiquitination
Molecular function (GO): ubiquitin conjugating enzyme activity
Source: RefSeq, a predicted model, not a curated record